GCCCACCAGCAGUUAGUUAAAAGGACCCCUUUUUUUUAAAACUUUUUUACUUGCAUUGCUACGAGAGAAUUGGAUCAACAGAAACAGAAACACAGAGGAUAAGGAUAGAGAGAGAUGGGCAGUGAGAAGAAGAAGGUGAUGGUAGCAAUAGACGAGAGCGAGUGCAGCCGGUACGCGCUCCAGUGGACUCUCGACAAUCUUAGUCAAACCAUAGACGACAACUCACAACUUGUACUCUUUACUGUACAGCCCAUUUCUGAAUGCACUUAUGCUUAUGCUUCCUCUUUUGGUGCUGCCCCUCCGGAAUUGAUUAGGUCUAUUCAAGAAAAUCAGAAUAAGAUUGCAUCGGCUCUCUUAGAGAAAGCUAAGCAAAUCUGCGCCAACAACGGGAUUGUUGCAGAAACGGUGACAGAAGUUGGGGAUCCUAAAGUGGCAAUAUAUGAAGCUGUGGAGAAGCUCAACAUUCAAUUACUUGUAUUGGGCAGCCAUGGCCGUGGAGCUAUAAAAAGGGCUUUUCUGGGAAGCGUGAGCAAUUACUGUGUUCAUAACGUCAAAUGCCCUGUUCUGGUCGUGAGAAAGCCAGAUUACUGAAGGGUGGGAUGCUCAACUUGUCACCGAUGCUCUGUUGGAUUAUAGCUGGGGUAUGGAAACUGUGCAGCUCACCUUAUGUAUAGUUGUUCUGAAGAGACGAAUAAGAAAGAUUUCUACCAUUACCAACUUUAAUGAGAAUUUAAGCAUUUGUAUAUGGUCCGGUUAAUGUGUGCUCUUAGAACACACAUUAACUAUUUAUUUUGGAAAAAAUUUUAUUAGGAACUGAAAAAGUUGUCAAAACAGUUAAUUAAUUUUUCGUCUUUCUAUAAAAAAUUUCCUAAAAUAAUUUACUAAUGUAUGUUUUAAGAGAACACGUUAGUAAAUCCCUUUGUAUAUAUCUCUGUUGAUAUGCUGUAUUAAUUGUUGUGCAGUAUAAUCGAGAAUUCAAGCAUGUGUAUAAGUACAUGACUUCAAAAUUUAGUAAAUGCAACCCGCUUGAUUUAGCUUUUGCUAUA
Quercus lobata is the source of this 1046-nucleotide messenger RNA. RefSeq names its product universal stress protein A-like protein. Bases 115 to 591 code for a protein of 158 amino acids. NCBI's taxonomy places the organism in Eukaryota, Viridiplantae, Streptophyta, Magnoliopsida, Fagales, Fagaceae. The transcript has 5 exons. The record is from RefSeq and is a predicted model, not a curated record.